Molecule: messenger RNA, 960 nt
Organism: Yarrowia lipolytica CLIB122
Lineage: Eukaryota; Fungi; Ascomycota; Dipodascomycetes; Dipodascales
Biological process (GO): purine nucleotide biosynthetic process; 5-phosphoribose 1-diphosphate biosynthetic process; ribonucleoside monophosphate biosynthetic process
Cellular component (GO): cytoplasm; ribose phosphate diphosphokinase complex
Molecular function (GO): ribose phosphate diphosphokinase activity; magnesium ion binding
Source: RefSeq, a predicted model, not a curated record
AUGUCUUCCAACUCCAUCAAGCUGCUGGCAGGCAACUCGCACCCCGCCCUGUUCAAGCUCGUGUCCGAGCGACUGGGCGUGCCGCUGUCCAACAUUGGCGUCUUCCAGUUCUCCAACCUCGAGACCUCCGUGACCAUUGGAGAGUCUGUGCGAGACGAGGACGUGUUUGUGCUCCAGACUGGAUGCGGCGAGGUCAACGACUUCCUCAUGGAGCUCCUCAUUAUCAUCCACGCCUGCAAGACCGCAUCGGCACGACGAAUCACAGCAGUUAUCCCCAACUUCCCUUACGCAAGACAGGACAAGAAAGACAAAUCUCGAGCCCCCAUCACCGCCAAGCUCAUGGCCAACAUGCUUCAAACCGCCGGCUGUGACCACGUCAUCACGAUGGACCUGCACGCCUCUCAGAUCCAGGGCUUUUUCAACGUGCCUGUGGACAACCUUUACUCCGAGCCCUCCACCCUGCGAUAUAUCCGAGAGCACGUUGACGUGUCGUCCGCCGUCAUUGUUUCCCCCGACGCUGGAGGAGCCAAGCGAGCUGCUGCAUUGGCCGACCGUCUGGACCUUAACUUUGCCCUGAUCCACAAGGAGAGACAGCGAGCCAACGAGGUGUCCCGAAUGGUGCUGGUCGGAGACGUCAAGGGAAUGACCUGUGUUCUGGUUGACGAUAUGGCUGACACCUGUGGAACUCUUGCCAAGGCCGCCCAGACCCUCAAGGAGAACGGUGCUCGAGACGUGAUCGCCAUCGUUACCCACGGCAUUCUGUCUGGACCCGCUGUUCAGCGAAUCAACGACUCUGAGCUGCUCAAGGUUGUCUGCACAAACACUGUCCCCCACGACCAUCUCAAGGCCGAGUGUCCCAAACUCGACACCAUUGACGUCAGUCCCACCCUCGCUGAGGCUAUCCGACGACUCCACAACGGAGAGUCUGUCUCCUAUCUUUUCCGAAACGCCCCUAUGUAG